AUGACCAACAAGGAAAUGACCAACGAUGCGCCCUCCCAAAAGGCUCAUAUGGAACAGCAGCCCCUUUCGGAUGAAGAAAGUAUAACACUCCAAGAACAAGCUGUGAUACGGAAGGUUGAUUGGCGGCUGAUUCCAAUCCUGGGAGCUCUGUAUUCCAUCUCACUCAUUGACCGUGUUAAUAUUUCGAGUGCUCGCAUAGCAGGUAUGGAAAAAGAGUUACGGCUCGAUAUUGGAAAUCGGUACUCAAUAGCUUUGCUCGUCUUUUUCAUACCUUAUUUGAUUUUCGAGGGCUUUAUAACAAAUUAUGCUUCCUUGAUUGUUUGUCGGCUGUUUGUUGGAUUCUUUGAAUCCGGCUUUUUUCCGGGGUGUGUAUACCUUAUCUCAUGCUGGUACGCGAGAUAUGAGGUCCAGAAGAGAUUAGCAGCUUUCUACCUAUCAGCGGUACUUGUGGGCGGGUUUUCAGGAAUUCUAGCGUUUGGCCUCAUGCAACUGCAGGGUGUUCGAGGCUACCUUGGAUGGAGGUGGAUAUUUAUUAUUGAGGGCCUUAUAACGCAGCUCAUCGCAAUCUUUUCUUGGUUUUUCAUUGUUGACUUCCCUCACAACGCUCAGAAAACCCGAUUUCUGACAGCCCAAGAGGCAGAUUUGGUCCAACUCCGGAUUGAUAAGGACCGCCAGGAUGCCGGUCCGGAUCCUCUGACUAUAGGCAAAAUUGGAAAGCAUCUUUGUGACUGGAAAUUAUGGAUGUUCUCCCUGAUGCUGAUGGCUACAACCGCGCCGGUCUACGCUUUCGCCUUUUUCUCCCCCGUCAUCAUCAAAAGUAUGGGCUACUCCGCAGGAAUAUCCAAUCUCCUCAUCGCACCUCCCUACGUCUUCGCCGUCGCCAGUGCCUAUGUAUUCGCUUGCUUUGGCGACAAAUGGCGCAUGCGAGGCCCCAUCAUCGUCAUCCAGAGCCUAAUUUCCAUCACUGGUCUAUUACUUAUCGCCCAGCACCCUAACAACGAUGUGCGCUACUUUGGUUUGUUUAUCGGCAUUGCUGGAUGCCAGGGAAACAUCCCGGCCCUCCUCGCCCACCAGUCCAAUAAUAUCAGAAUGCAGUCGAAGCGUGCGGUGGGGACUGCAUUGCAGGUUGGUUUUGGGGCCAUUGGGGGAAUCAUUGGGUCGACGACAUUUAGGCAGGCUGAUGCGCCGCGGUAUGUGCCUGGGCUUUGGGUAUCCACAGGACUGCUCUUUGUGGUGAUUGGGCUAUUGGGAGUGACAGAAUGGCUGCUCUGGAAAAGAAAUAAGGAGAUUGAUGAGGGAAAGGCGAAGGAACCGAUUGAAGGUCUGCAAGGAUUCAAAUAUACUCUUUAA
Molecule: messenger RNA, 1350 nt
Organism: Uncinocarpus reesii 1704
Lineage: Eukaryota; Fungi; Ascomycota; Eurotiomycetes; Onygenales; Onygenaceae
Exons: 8
Coding region: 1-1350 (449 amino acids)
Biological process (GO): transmembrane transport
Cellular component (GO): membrane
Molecular function (GO): transmembrane transporter activity
Source: RefSeq, a predicted model, not a curated record